AUGGCUACUUCAAUGGGUUCCGGAACAUAUGUAGACCAAGAUGCAUCUGGUGUUUCAAUUGAUAUCGCUAAAAAUCGAGAUAUGAUUGGCUCAUUAUUAUAUUUGACGGCAAGUCGUCGUGACAUUAUGUUUAGUGUUUGUUUAUGUGUUUGUUUUCAAGCUAAUCAAAAGGAAUCUCAUCUCUCUACCGUUAAAAGGAUCAUGAAGUAUCCCAAAGGAACAACUAAUGUUGGUAUAUGGUAUCUAAAACAUAGUGUUUUCAAUUUAAUUGGUUAUUCUAACGCAGAUUAUGCAGGCGGUAAAGUUGAUAGAAAAAGCACAAGUGGAACUUGCCACAUCCUAGGAAAUACACUAGUAUCGUGGGCUUGCAAGAAACAAGCAUGUGUUGCUCUUAGCACUGUAGAAGCAGAAUACAUAGCAGCGGGUAGUUGUUGUACACAAAUUAUUUGGCUUAACCAACAACUUUGUGACUUCAUACUCGAUAUAGGAUGCGUUCCACUACUAUGCGAUUUGAAGGUAAACAUAGAUAAUAAUUUAAUACUUUCACAAAAUGGAAUUGUGAAAUUAAUGAGAAAAUUAUAA
This is a messenger RNA of Lathyrus oleraceus (garden pea), 582 nucleotides long. RefSeq names its product secreted RxLR effector protein 161-like. The record is from RefSeq and is a predicted model, not a curated record. NCBI's taxonomy places the organism in Eukaryota, Viridiplantae, Streptophyta, Magnoliopsida, Fabales, Fabaceae. The transcript has a single exon. The coding region runs from base 1 to 582 and encodes 193 amino acids.